ACUGUGGCUUGUAUUGGAAAAUAUAGGGGUACUGUGUCUAUCUCGUUGACAUUUAAUAGGUGUUCUGUGUCUUAUGACCUGAGGGGGCAGUAAUGCACUGACCGUGCCUAGCCUGCCGACAAACAAGAAGAAGAAGAAGAAGAAGAAGAAGAACAUAAAUUUCCCUGAACGCAGCCGCAUUCACUGUGAACUUUGUCACACUUUAGCGGCAUUUGUCGUUUGACAGCUGAAAACACAAAGAUGUCUUCGAAGAAAGCGGUCGAAUUGUUCUACGAUGUGGUUUCUCCAUACAGCUGGCUCGGUUUUGAGGUCAUGUGCAGGUACAGAAACCUGUGGAACAUCGACCUCAAACUGCGCCCCGCCUUCUUAGGUGGGGUCAUGCAGGGGUCAGGCAAUACUCCUCCCGGUAUGACUCCAAAAAAAUUCAUGUACAUGUCUGAGGAUCUCAGCCGGCUGGCAAAAUAUGUGGGUGUUCCCUUGCAGUUUCCGUCUAACCCCGUUGAGACCAUAUUCAAAAAAGGAAGUUUGACUGCGAUGAGAUUUGUAACAGCAGUGCAAGAACAGGAGAAGGAUGGACAGAAGGUGGAGAAGGUUUCCCGAGAGCUGUGGAGAAGGAUCUGGAGUGAGGACAAAGACAUCACUGAACCUGCGUCACUCUCUGAAGCAGCGACCAAAGCAGGGUUGUCUGACAGUGAGAUUAAAGACCUCUUGAUGCUGUCCACUUCCAAGGAGAUCAAAGACAAGUUGAAGAGCACAACCCAGGAAGCACUUGAUCAUGGGGGGUUUGGCUUCCCCAUGGUGGUGUGUCACAUCAACGGGAAGCCAGAGAUGUUUUUUGGUUCAGACAGAUUUGAGCUGAUUGCACAUUGCUUAGGGGAGAAGUGGUUUGGACCGCAACCUGGAAAAUCAGCUGCCAAAAUCAGAAUGUCCUCGUUGUCAAAUACAGACUUGCGCUGCAUCAGUGGAGAUACAUUAUGUGAGAUCCGUGCAUAUGAGAAGGAAGUGAUUGUUGUGCCCGUCUUGUUGUUGGCCACCUUCGUGGUCACACUGGUCUUCAUUCUGCUGCUUCACUUUUGUCCAGAGAAAGUCGAUCGCAUCCGUGCAAAAGCCUCAAAGUCUCUGUACAGACCAGAGACCAGAAGAGUGCUACAUGGGAUAGAUGCUCCUGCAGGUAUAAAUGUCUUGGAACAUGAAAGCAUCACCCUGGACAUGCCUAGUUCCUACUCAACCGUCCAGCCCCCAAAAACCUUCUCCCCCAAAAGCUUCCCUCUUUCUGACGGUACGCCCUCUCCCCCGCCUGGCCACCCAUACUCAGACUUUAAGCCCAGUUUCACACCCAUCACUCAGCCUCGAGAGUUACCCCGUCAGAGACUGCCCGAGUCCUUCAACCUGGUCUCCCCUCUGCCUGUUGCCUUCACCCUGCACUCUUCCUCUUCCAUCUCCCUCUACAGGGCCCGCAUGGAAAACAAGAAUGUGGUCCUUCGGGUUUUAAAAGACUCUGCUGAUGCUACAGAAAAACACAACUUUUUGGGCUUUGCCUCCUUCCUGUCCCAGCUCGGCCCACAUCCCUUCCUACCGGAGCUUCUUGGUGUGGUCUCCUUACGGAUUCCUCUGGUUACAGUUGUGGAGGAGCUGGAGAACAGAGACCUGCUCAGCUUCCUGUGGCGAUGCAGAGAGGAACAUACAGAUGUUUCGUGUGAGAUGACUGAAAAACUGAUAUUUACCAUGGCCCAACAAGUGGCUUCAGCACUGGGCUACCUGCACAGCAAAGAGCUGCAGCACGGAAACAUCCGUGCUCACAGCGUGUUGGUCAGUAAAGCGUGCACGGCCAAGCUUUGGGGCCUCUACGGGGUCUACACCAGGAAGAACCAGAGCGCCACUCAGAAGGACGACCCCAGCAUGAAGAAAUGGCAGGCGCCAGAGGUGUUAGCCAAGAGACCCGCCAGCCACGGCAGUGACAUCUGGUCAUUUGGCAUCUUGUUGUAUGAAAUGGCAACACUGGGUGAAGCCCCAUUUGCUGAAAUCCCCGUUAAUGAGCUCCUACAAUUUCACCAACGUGGGAAAUCACUGAAAAAGCCUCCGAACUGCUCCAGCACUCUAUUCUCCAUUAUUAAAAGCUGCAGCCAGUGGAAGGAGCAGGACAGACCCUCUCUGUCUGAGGUCAACCACAAGCUCCUCUCAGGAGAGAAGAGCGCCUCCGAAAAAGUCAUUAAAGGGCCAGGGCCCGUCAACAUUGAGCGCUAUCUGCAGGAAGCAGGAUACGGGGAAUCCAGCAACUACACUGUUUUCUGAUCACUGCUCGCAGCCCAGGCGACAACUUCCAACGUUACACUCUUAACAUGUUUUACUUGCACAAUAAGGGCUCAGAGCACAGAAGUAACUGUAUUCUUCUUCACAUAUAACCUAAAUGGGAAAUUACAUUAUAUAUAUAAUCUAAAUGUUAUUUAGAGUCAAACCCUAGUGUGAAACCGAACUGCAGACUUGUAAAGAAACUGGUACUAGCUACUUUAAGGUCUAUAAAGUUGACCCAAACACAGCUGCUGUUUUCUAAAAUUGUAGUCGACACUGUUUGAAUAUGAUGGUUUACAAAUUUUAUUUACAAACUGACAUUCAUUGUGUAAAAAGAUGUAAAAUAUGAGACCGCAUUUUUGUAAGUUUGCAACAGUAAUACAUUUUUAAAUGAUUAAGCUGAUAAGAUAUUCAUGUGAAACAAACUGUAUGCAAAAAAAAAACCUAUUUGUUGGAAUAUUAACCAAAUAAACAGGAUUUGACAUA
Messenger RNA from Thalassophryne amazonica, 2775 nucleotides. Its product is annotated as tyrosine-protein kinase STYK1-like. The record is from RefSeq and is a predicted model, not a curated record. Gene Ontology annotation, molecular function: ATP binding; glutathione peroxidase activity; protein kinase activity. Gene Ontology annotation, biological process: protein phosphorylation; glutathione metabolic process. Bases 241 to 2292 code for a protein of 683 amino acids. The transcript is spliced from 17 exons. Gene Ontology annotation, cellular component: mitochondrion; peroxisome. Lineage: Eukaryota; Metazoa; Chordata; Actinopteri; Batrachoidiformes; Batrachoididae.